Messenger RNA from Chanos chanos (milkfish), 969 nucleotides. It is a transcript of the gene nek6, whose product is annotated as NIMA-related kinase 6. Gene Ontology annotation, molecular function: ATP binding; protein serine/threonine kinase activity. Gene Ontology annotation, biological process: regulation of mitotic metaphase/anaphase transition; positive regulation of canonical NF-kappaB signal transduction; chromosome segregation. Gene Ontology annotation, cellular component: cytosol. The transcript has 9 exons. Bases 1 to 918 code for a protein of 305 amino acids. The record is from RefSeq and is a predicted model, not a curated record. Lineage: Eukaryota; Metazoa; Chordata; Actinopteri; Gonorynchiformes; Chanidae.
AUGGAUGCUCACCACAGUCAUCAGGAUCAGAACAAAUUCUACGCUCUGCCCGGACAGGUUGACCAAAGGAAUAAGCCAGCCUAUCGAUACUGUUCUACGCUGGCUAACUUCCGUAUAGAGAAGAAGAUUGGGCGGGGCCAGUUUAGUGAAGUGUACAAAGCCACCUAUCUCCUGGAGGGAAAACAGGUGGCACUGAAAAAAGUCCAGAUAUUUGAGAUGAUGGAUGCCAAAGCUCGUCAGGACUGCAUUAAAGAGAUUGACCUGCUAAAGCAGUUGAACCAUCCUAAUGUGAUAAAGUACCUGGACUCCUUCAUCGAGGAUAACGAACUGAACAUCGUUUUGGAGCUGGCCGAUGCUGGUGACCUUUCUCAGAUGAUACAGUAUUUCAAGAAGAAAGGCAGGCUGAUUCCUGAGAGAUCUAUCUGGAAGUAUUUUGUCCAGCUUUGCAGUGCGGUGGAGCACAUGCACUCCCGCAGAGUCAUGCACAGAGAUAUCAAACCAGCAAACGUGUUCAUCACAGCCACAGGAGAGGUUAAACUGGGAGACCUGGGACUGGGCCGCUUCUUCAGCUCCAAAACCACAGCUGCACACUCUCUAGUGGGAACCCCAUAUUACAUGUCACCAGAGAGGCUUCAUGAAAAUGGCUACAACUUCAAAUCAGACAUCUGGUCACUGGGCUGUUUACUCUAUGAGAUGGCAGCACUCCACAGUCCCUUUUAUGGGGAUAAGAUGAACUUGCUGUCUCUCUGUCAGAAGAUCGAACAGUGUGACUAUCCUCCUCUGUCUCCUGAUCACUACUCACAGAAGCUGAGGGACCUGGUGAGCAUGUGUAUUAACCCAGACCCAGACCAGAGGCCAGACAUGAGCUAUGUGCUGCAGAUCGCCCGACAGAUGCACAACUGGACAUCCAGAACUUGAAAGAUUAACAUGUCUCCAUCUCCACAAAACACAACUUUACCUCUCACUGAA